Messenger RNA from Colletotrichum orchidophilum, 1140 nucleotides. RefSeq lists its product as uncharacterized. The transcript has 4 exons. Lineage: Eukaryota; Fungi; Ascomycota; Sordariomycetes; Glomerellales; Glomerellaceae. Bases 1 to 1140 code for a protein of 379 amino acids. The record is from RefSeq and is a predicted model, not a curated record.
AUGGUCAAUCUAAUUUCAGCUACGCUCCCGGUUGCUUUUGCGGCCCUGGCCGCGGCCCGGUCGUGCCAGAAUCUCACUGUUGAAGUUUCGAUCACAUCCCGCAACGGCGUCUUCAAUGUCUCAACGCCAAAGACAAACAUUGAUGUCACAAACAUUAUGCUAGGCCUGGCACAGCAGGGCAACAACUUUUCAGCGAUCCACCUCACAGAUUACGCCACCGUCGGAGGCACAUACCAACUCGCCUCAACAUACUGCCAGCCGGAUGACGGUCCCGGCCACAUCCUUCAGAUUCUUACUCACGGCAUCGGCUUCGACAGGAGCUACUGGGACUUUCCCUUCAAUAAUUACAAUUACAGCUACGUCGGCCCCGCCGUCGACGACUACGGCUACUCGACCUUCUCCUGGGACCGCCUCGGCAUCGCGCAGUCCUCCCACGGCGAGCCCGUCAACGAGAUCCAGGGCUUCCUCGAGCUCGCCGCCCUCAAGGCCCUCACUGACAAGCUCCGCGCCGGCGCCGUGCCGGGCGUGCCCUGCACCUUUGAGAAAAUCGUCCACGUCGGCCACUCCUUUGGCUCGGUGCACUCGUACGCGCUGUCCGCCAUGUACCCGAACGCCUCGGAUGGCCUGGUACUGACGGGCUUCUCCGCCAACGCCACCUUCCUCCCUGACUUUUUGCUGGGUGGCGCGUUUAUCCAGGCCAACAAGGUUCCCGCGCUGAAAGACUACGUUGACGGGUACCUGGCGCCGGCGUACAAGGGCGGCGUGCACGUCAACUUUUUCGCGCCGGACAACUUUGACCCUGCUAUCCUGACGGCCGCGUACAAGACUGGGCAGCCGGUGACUGUCGGCGAGCUGCUCACGAUUGGCGGUGAGUCUAGCACGACGAGCAACUUCACGAAGCCUGUUCUUGUUAUCACGGGCGAACGUGAUAUCCCCUUCUGUGGCGGUGAUUGUCUUGCAACCGGUAACCCUGAGUUGCCCUCGAUCCCGGCCGGCGUCUCUCCGCUUAUCAAGAACGCAAGCUCCUUUGAGGCUUAUAUCGUCCCUGACGCUGGUCAUGGCUUGGCAUUUAGCUACUCUCACGUCGAGGUCACUGGCAAGAUUCAGGACUUCCUUGCGCAGAACGGCCUUGCCAACUAG